AUGGCUAACCCUUUUGGCCCCACGAGUCCCAGACUCGAAUCGGUUAACAUUGAGCCAAUGUUGGUGAUCGCCGGCGGCUCAAAACUCCUGAGGGAUAGGGCCAAAGAGUAUGCAUAUGGAUUGAAGAAGAUGGAAGGGAAAAAAGUAGAUUACAUUGAAUUCGGAAACGAGGAACUUGGAUUCUACAACCACAAUCCAUCUUCCGAUGCUACGGAACAGCUUCUUCGUAUCAUUAGAGACUUUAUGGACAACCUCUCUAAUAUAUUUUAG
Molecule: messenger RNA, 270 nt
Organism: Microthlaspi erraticum
Lineage: Eukaryota; Viridiplantae; Streptophyta; Magnoliopsida; Brassicales; Brassicaceae
Source: the annotation of a GenBank genome assembly